This is a messenger RNA of Cyphellophora attinorum, 543 nucleotides long. Its product is annotated as Ceramide very long chain fatty acid hydroxylase SCS7. Lineage: Eukaryota; Fungi; Ascomycota; Eurotiomycetes; Chaetothyriales; Cyphellophoraceae. Gene Ontology annotation, cellular component: intracellular membrane-bounded organelle; membrane. The annotation marks the transcript as partial. The transcript has a single exon. The record is from RefSeq and is a predicted model, not a curated record. Gene Ontology annotation, molecular function: heme binding.
AUGCCGUCGCGCACCCUCCCUACGAUUCCCCUAGACGAAGUCCGCUCACACAAUACAAAAGACUCGUGUUAUGUGACAAUAGGCGAACAUGUAUACGAUGUGACCUCCUUCAUCGAGGAUCACCCAGGCGGCGGCGAAUUGAUCCUCGAGUACGCCGGCAAGGAUGUCCAAGAGAUCAUGAAGGACGAGAUAUCACACGCCCACACGGAAGCCGCCUACGAGAUCCUCGACGACUGCCUCGUCGGCUUCACAGCGACCGAGCCCGUCCUCAACGCCGCAACCAAAUCCACCUCCCCAUCAUCAGUCGUCCCCCUCCCACCCACAGCCAACGGCGCCAACACUCUCCGCGCGGAAGGCGUCGAUACCACCACCCUCCCCACCCGACCCGUCUACGCCUCAACCGGCCUCUCCUCCGCCGAAGACCUCUCCAAAGACACCGACGCCACUACCGACUACACCCAACACAAAUUCCUCGACCUCAACAAACCCCUCUUCAUGCAAAUGGUCCGCAGCAAAUUCAGCAAAGAGUUCUACCUCGAACAA